AUUUGUCUUCUAUUUGUUGUGUGUUGUCAGCCCGCUGCUUAUCUCCAAAAAUAUAGUUAUAAUUGAUACAUGUAUUAAUUAACUAUCAACAUUAAGUAAUGCAGCUUGGAGUUUUAAACUUGUGGAAUCGAACAACUUUAUGCACAAGUAGAUAAAAUAUGGAAUGGGUACUACGGAGUCCCCAAAUUCACAGCACAUUCAGCAACCUCGGCUUUGUACACGGAGAUGGAUAUCACAUAAAUGAAAACUGCAAUGCUGCUUUGGAAACAAUUCUACGCAACAUUUUGACAGAAGAUAAAUAUUUACGAACGUACCGUAGAAGUAUUAGUUUUGGGGAAAAUAUAAAGAAAGAUCUGAUUCCGCUCUUAAUACAUGCCAAGGAAGAUAAAACCAUAGAGUACAUCAUUAAAAUAUUGGUUAAUUUAACAAUUCCGGUUGAGUGUUUACUUUCCAUUGAAGCUCUCAUCCAAAAUGACUUUGGACGUCAUACGAUGUUUGAGAUUAAUAAUUUACUUUUAUCUACAAAAUCGGCUUUUACAGACAAUAGGACGACAAGAGUUGUAAUAGAAUUUAUAAAAAAAAAUGUAGAUAUUGAUCAGAAGACAAAGUUGUCGGCAGAGCAGUGUUCUAACAUAAGUAACUGUCUUCUGUUGCUGAGAAACGUCUUGCAUAUACCAGAGGAAACCAGUAAUCAGAGCCCAAGUUACAAUGGCUCUAAUCAUACAGUACAAAAUCAGAUUUUAUGGAAUUUAUUUAGUCAAAGCAUUGAUAAAAUUCUUAUAAAGUUGAUGACUUUGCCUGAUGCGACUCAUUGGGGGGUUACAAUGGUUCAGUUAAUAGCACUGCUGUACAAAGACCAGCAUGUCGUCACAUUACAUAAAUUGUUGAAUUUAUGGUUAGAAACAUCUUUAUCAGAUAGUUCGGAAGAUAAUGAGAGUAACACGUCUCCACCAGACCGAGGUAGUGAUGAUUCAUCCCCAAUGUUAACAUCGGAUCCGACUUCAGACUCUUCAGACACGGGAGGAAGCGGCAAAUGUAAUGAUGAACCCAAUUCCGUCAAUAAUGAAUGGGACUCGCCCUCCAUGAAAAAUACGACUGAGAAUGGUAAUCAGUCUUACCAAAAGCCGCCCGCUGCUGAAAAGAAAACUAAAGCCGAAAGCAAGGGAGAAUCUAUUGCAACCCAAUCUGAAAACUCUCAGGAACAGGAUAAUAAUAAAGCAAAAUCUUGUAAUGAAAAAAAUAAUAAGGAACUUUCCAAAAAAAAUGACCAGAAAGAGUCGUCUAAUAGUGAAAAAAAGACAGUAAUAUCAGAAAACUCAGACUGUGGUUACGGAACUCAAAUCGAAAAUCAAGGUUCGAUUUCUACGUCUAGCAAUGAGGACGAACCAGCUAAGAAGCCCGUACACCAGAAACCUCAUAAUACCAAACAGAGGAGCAACAAUAAAACACGUACCAGUACAAACUUGCAAGAUAGGAAACGGAAGAAACUCGUAAAAAGAGGAAAGGCAAAUAUUAUCAAUGUUCAAGGAUUAUCACACAAGACGCCUACAGACGAUGACAUUUCUAACAUAAUGAAAGAGUUUACAGUAGACUUCCUUUUGAAAGGAUAUAAUUCACUGGUACAGACACUUCACAGCCAGAUCAUUACAAAUAUGCAACUGGAAAUUGACACUUCUCACUUCUUUUGGCUCGUCACAUAUUUCUUGAAGUUUGCUACGCAAAUAGAAUUAGAUUUGGAACAUAUAUCUUCAGUGCUUUCCUAUGACAUCGUAUCGUAUUUGACCGCGGAAGGAGUAAAUUUAUGUGAGCAGUUUGAGUUGUCUAUAAAAUUAGAUGGCAACAAUUUGAAACCAAGCAUUAGAAGAUUACAUCUUGUGGUCACUGCUAUCCGAGAAUUUGUUCAAGCCAUAGAGGUAUAUAAAAAAAUUGCUCACAUGUGUAAAGAGGAUCAGGAUGCAUUGCUGAAAUUACAAAUAAAAAUGUGCGAAACUGAAGAUCUACGAUGUUUGUUGGUUUUGCUUUUACGCCAUUAUGAUCCCAAGUACCAUACUAAGCAAUAUUUACAGGAUCUCAUAGUGACGAAUCACAUAUUAUUGUUGUUUUUGGAUAGUGUGAUGAAGCUACCAGACUACAGUGGAUCUACUUAUAUGCUGGAUCAUAUAAAACAGUUUGCGACACCCGAAAUAAUGUAUCAGUAUGGACUUCUGUUAGAGGACUACGCCGGUAACGGAGAGUUUGUUAACGACUGCAUUUUUACUUUGAUGCAUCAUGUUGGUGGGGAAUUGGAUUGUUUGAUUACAUUGUUCCAACCGAAAAUUCUGAAGACGUUCACUUCUAUUUGGAAAUCGGAAUUCGAAAUCUGUGAUGAUUGGUCUGACCUCAUUGAAUAUGUAAUAAAUACAUUCAUUAAGAAACCACAUACGUUGCAAAGUACUACUAACUUUAGACUAGACACAGAAAAUUUUGAUGGCGACAGUUUCUUUGUAAAACCGCUUACACCUUCCAAAACGACGAAGCAGAUGUCUGAUGUAGAUUCCAGAAAAAGAUCUGAUGAUAUAUCCGGCAGCACAUCUAGAGAGAGCUACAGAUGGACAGAAGACGAAUUGUCAUCAUUGAGUUGGAAUUACAUGCAGUGCAGUGCCUUGCCGGACGUUAUCGGAGAGAUCAUAAAAUUAUAUAAAGAGGACGAUGCAAUAAAGCCUAGAGAGUCGGUCAUAAAAGAGUUAUAUAAACAAAACCUGAUAAGCAAAGAUGAGCGUGACAAUUUCUUAAAAGGAGAAACUAAUAGAGGAGCUAAUCUUAUCCAAGCACAUAAGGAAAUGAGAGACGAUGAAAUAGGUAAACUUUGCGAUCAACUAUCGCAAGACGGUAAAUCUAAAUUCUUAGAUUGGGUACAGAAAGUACUUUUGGAUACAUGUUUCGCAAAAAUAUAUGUCGAGAAAAAAGGAAAAUUGCAACAAAACGAAAUGCUUGGUAACAAAUCAGAUAAAUUAUUGAACUUUGAAUUGUUCAAAAAGAAAUCGGAUGACUUACCUGUUAUGUCACCAGUGUCAUAUCAUUCGCUAUUGUUCAAUCAAUCUGUGCCACUCGUUCCGUGGAAUUGUGAACAGUCGUCCAUUUGUAAGGACUUGAAGUUUUUGCAAUUGCUUCAUAAGCUAGGUUUCCACAUGCCCGUCGAUUCUGGAAAAGUAUUUAUCAGAAUACCACACUUUUGGACUGCAGAUUUUCUGUAUGACGUUGCUGCUAAAAUUUCGCCGAUCGAUAACAGUAAACUAAAUUUCUCAUUGAAUGAUAUAAUGGAAAGCAGCAGCAUUGAAACAGCACAGCAGAACAGUUUUAUAUCGGAUGCUACUAAAGAUGUUGUCAUGGUAAAAACACCUGAGAACUUCUUUCAAAUACACAAACAGAAACAUCUAGCUACUAUGGUUAAUUUCACUCCCAUGCCUGGUUCUUCAUUUAAUGUUGAGAAUGAAGAUGUUAACAAACAUAAUUGGUUGGAAGUUAUACAAAAGUCUCAGGAUUACAAAAUUACUUUAAAUUUAGAAAGAAAUACUAUAGAGAAAGAAGACAUGCACUUCGAUGCAGUGAUGCAAUUGCCGACGAAGGAUAUAAGUUCCACGUCGCCAUUGCAGCUCAUCAGUACUCCGGUGAUUUCAGAUAUUGUGUCGCCUUCACAUCUGGUUAUGCCCACUGUUAUGAGCGUUAAACAAGAGAGUUCUAACUUCAACUUACAUUUAGCAGAUUCUGAAUACUACAAUAACAGUGUGUGUGAAACCGCGUCCGUUGCAUCCGAUUUAACUCGCAUGUAUGUAUCCGAUGAAGACGAAAAACCAGAACUUCUACGUCCAGUAAUCAAUGUGAAUCCGUUAUUGGACGACCGAUUUUCUAGUGAUUCUGAUAAUGCCAGUGCUGAGAAACGGCCUCGGGUACAGUUUUCUCCGAUAUUUUAGGAUUAAUUGUGAUUGCGAAAUAUUUUUUUCAUUGUAUUAGUUAUGUAGAAUUCCACCACUUUAUUAGUAGUAGCUACACUUUAUUAUAUCGGUAGUUGUUUCAAAUUAGGUACUGUAAAAUUUAUUUUCGUUUUGGUUUAUUAUAUUUUUUUGGUAUCUAGAAGUAUAAACUGAUCUAACUAAACUAUUUUUAAAUGUUAGAAUAUUUGUAGUCUUUCUUUUAUGUAAUUUAAUAUUACAACUUUUAUUUUGUAUCUCAUUUCAAGAUUUUGUUUUAUAGAAACGCCACAAAAAUAUAUUUCGAUGUGUAUCUGUAUUAGAAUUACAGAC
Molecule: messenger RNA, 4280 nt
Organism: Achroia grisella
Lineage: Eukaryota; Metazoa; Arthropoda; Insecta; Lepidoptera; Pyralidae
Gene: tim
Product: protein timeless
Exons: 17
Coding region: 159-3950 (1263 amino acids)
Biological process (GO): replication fork arrest; DNA replication checkpoint signaling; DNA repair
Cellular component (GO): replication fork protection complex
Molecular function (GO): DNA binding
Source: RefSeq, a predicted model, not a curated record